GUGGAUGGAGGCGAAAGUUUGAGUAGAAGUAAAUGGACUUCAGACAGACGGGUGUUUUCCGUGACAGUCACACCAGUCAGCGAUGUCAGUAUGUUUAAUCUGUUUUUGACGGUUAAAUGGGAGUGUUUCCAUGAUGGCGGACACCACAGUAGAAGCGUUUCCAUGAUGGCCAAACUGAAAACUUAAGGAACAAAGUUUGAACAAGCAGCUGGAGACUUUUCCCAGACGUUCCCAGUUUUCACCGCAGCACCGCCGCAUCAUGGCCCGCAAUAUUUCGCUUUCGAUAUGGGCAUUUGUAUACAGUUUGUGCUUCGGUAUGUCUGAGUGUUACUUUGCUAUACCACUUAAAAUAUACGCAGGGAAGUACAACGUCUCCUCGUCGGCUCUGAAUGUGACUUCGCUCCGGGGAGUAACGUCUGAUGGAGGCGGCCUCUCCUUGGCCUCUGACCCGACUGGGAAAGUCAACUUUCUGGACAUGGUUAAUAACCUGGAAGGAGACUCUGGAAGAGGCUACUACAUAGAAAUGUCAAUUGGUACCCCUGGUCAACCGAUGAAUAUCCUGGUGGAUACAGGCAGCAGUAACUUUGCAGUGGCUGCAGCGCCACACCCUUUCAUUACUCACUACUUCAACCCUGCACUCUCCAGUACUUAUGUGUCCACUGGCAUAGAUGUGAGUGUCAGGUACACCCAGGGAAACUGGGAAGGUGAAUUGGGAGUUGACCAAAUCUCCAUCCUUAAAGGCCCAAAUGGGACCAUCAGCAUCAACAUAGCAGCCAUCUUGUCAUCAGAGGGCUUCUUCCUUCCUGGGAUCAACUGGCAGGGCAUCCUGGGACUGGCCUACCCGAAACUAGCACGGCCAGACUCCUCGGUGGAGCCCUUCUUCAACUCUAUGGUGAAGCAGCUGGAAAUUCCUGACAUCUUCUCCCUCCAGAUGUGCGGUGCUGGACUGUCUGCCAGCAACACAGCAGACCCCGCGGGUGGAAGUCUUAUCAUGGGGGGUGUUGAGCCAACUCUGUAUCGUGGAUCAGUGUGGUACACCCCUGUUAUAGAGGAGUGGUACUACAAUGUAGAGGUUUUGAAGCUGGAGGUUGGAGACCAAAAUCUAGAUCUGGAUUGCAGAGAGUAUAACAUGGAUAAAGCAAUAGUUGACAGUGGGACGACAAUGCUGCGACUUCCUGUCAAUGUCUUCAAUGCGGUGGUGGAGGCCAUCACACGCAGCUCUCUGAUCCAGGAUUUUUCUUCAGGUUUCUGGGAUGGCACAAAGCUUGCAUGCUGGAUGAAAGGAGAGACCCCUUGGAGGUUUUUUCCUAAAUUGUCCAUUUAUCUAAGGGCCACAAACACCAGCCAGUCCUUCCGCAUCACCAUCCUGCCGCAGCUGUACAUCCAGCCAAUCAAAGAUGUGGACGGCAUGCUAGAUUGCUUUCGUUUUGGAGUGUCUUCAUCUGCUAAUGGUCUGGUUAUCGGGGCCACUGUUAUGGAAGGCUUCUAUGUGGUGUUUGACCGUGCCCAGCGCAGAGUGGGCUUUGCACUCAGCAGCUGUGCAGUGAGUGGUGGGGUGGCUCUGUCAGAGGUCGACGGACCCUUCUCAGCGGCAGACGUCGCAGCUGACUGCUCCAACCGGAUGUUCAAGGAGUCUGUGAUGUGGGUCGUCUCCUAUGCCCUGAUGGCGAUCUGCGCCAUGGUCCUCAUCAUCCUGCUGCUGCUGCUGGUCCUGCCCCUCCGACGCAGACACCGCUCAGGCGAGAUCACAGACGAGUCUUCACUAGUCCGCCAUCGUAUCAAGUGACUGAGAGGAACUAGUUGGAGGAACAGGGUGAAUGGCCAAGGCGACGGCGAGCAGAGCACAUCCACGACAGUGGAGAAAAGGCUGAGGCGUGGCCUACGUCCACCAGUAACACCUGGUUUUGAAUGUCACACAGACUCUACACUGAACACAUCUGCUCAGCCCAUGGAGGUAGAUACAGAGACACCAGCUGCCUCUGAAAGGGAAAAUCCACCCUAAAAUACUUGUGCACUGAUUAAAAACAGCUUUUAGUGAUGUAUAUUACAUUCCUUCUUCCAUUUUCUUCUUCCAGUCAUUCUCACUGGUAUUCAAUCAAUAUAGAGUCAAAGACUUGAACCAUAGAUCAGUGACAUGUGCACUGUUCUCAGUGAGCACCUUGGAAAGUCAUUGAUGUCCUGUAACUUCAGGGUGUGUUGAGCUUCUGUUC
Molecule: messenger RNA, 2210 nt
Organism: Sphaeramia orbicularis (orbiculate cardinalfish)
Lineage: Eukaryota; Metazoa; Chordata; Actinopteri; Kurtiformes; Apogonidae
Gene: bace2
Product: beta-secretase 2
Exons: 9
Coding region: 260-1786 (508 amino acids)
Biological process (GO): membrane protein ectodomain proteolysis; amyloid-beta metabolic process
Cellular component (GO): endosome; trans-Golgi network; plasma membrane
Molecular function (GO): aspartic-type endopeptidase activity
Source: RefSeq, a predicted model, not a curated record